AUGUCAUCGUUUCUGGAGAGGCAAAAAAGUCUUUUCAAUCACUUGAAAGAUGCUGAAGAGCAGUACAGUUUUUCUAAAACAAACAAAGCACCUGCUACUCAAAACUUCAACGUUGUAGACAAAAAAGCUGUACGAAAACGGAAAAAUGAAAUGAAGCAGUUCAGAGGCAAAGAGAGUAUAUUCAAAAAACCACAAGAAAAUUUAAGGGAUUGUUUGAGAGCAAGAAAGAUUCCAGAUUAUAUGAAAAAUCCACAGAAAUGGGUUUAUUAUUCAUUAUCAGAUGUUACCCCUGAACAAAUGUCGGACGCUACUAAUAUGGUUACAGCUCAAACUUUCAUUCGUGAAUUAGAAGAACAAGAAGCGUCAAAAAUAAAUGGGAAACAAGUUGAAGAUGAUUUUGUUUUCAAAAAACCUACUUUCUACAUGUCUUCAGUGAUAAAGAAGGUACUUAAGAAGCCAAAGGAAGAGGAUGAGAAGGUUGUCUUUAAGAGUAACAAAGUUGUCAUGCCAGAGUAUGUUGUUGGAGUAUCUCAGAAAAAGGAAAAGAAACAAAAGGCUACAAAAACACCCCAAGAUCAUGCUGAUAAUGUUAGAAAGGUGGAACUAAAACUGCAGCACCUGUUUGAAGAUGAAGAAGACUAA
Messenger RNA from Ostrinia nubilalis (European corn borer), 642 nucleotides. Its product is annotated as U5 small nuclear ribonucleoprotein TSSC4. The transcript has a single exon. NCBI's taxonomy places the organism in Eukaryota, Metazoa, Arthropoda, Insecta, Lepidoptera, Crambidae. The record is from RefSeq and is a predicted model, not a curated record. The coding region runs from base 1 to 642 and encodes 213 amino acids.